Nycticebus coucang (slow loris) is the source of this 3068-nucleotide messenger RNA. It is a transcript of the gene CAPN13, whose product is annotated as calpain 13. The transcript has 23 exons. Gene Ontology annotation, molecular function: calcium-dependent cysteine-type endopeptidase activity. Gene Ontology annotation, cellular component: cytoplasm. The coding region runs from base 175 to 2190 and encodes 671 amino acids. Gene Ontology annotation, biological process: proteolysis. NCBI's taxonomy places the organism in Eukaryota, Metazoa, Chordata, Mammalia, Primates, Lorisidae. The record is from RefSeq and is a predicted model, not a curated record.
CCAACACUGUUCAGCCUUCUCCUCCUGCCAGUCCCCUCUGCCACUCUCAUUCUACAAAACUGCUGCUAAGACGCCUGUGGGACCCGCCCAGUCCCACCUUACUGCUGACAACUCAACACUGGACAUGCCCAUCUAGGAAACGGAAAGGACCUCAGAAGUCUUCUAAGGAAAGUCAUGGCGUAUAACCAGGAGGCUUUAGCAGAGACCAACAUCAUCAAAUUCAAGGACCAGGACUUUAACUCCUUGCGGGAUCACUGCCUAAGCAGAGGCCAGCUGUUUAAGGAUAAGACAUUCCCUGCUGAGGCUUCUUCCAUAGGCCAGAAGCUGCUCCAGGGAAAAAGACUCUCCGGCCUGGAGUGGAAACGGCCACAGGAUUUGUCAAGGGGCCCUCCACACUUCAUCCUGGAAGGUGCAAGCAAAUUUGACAUCCAACAAGGAAGGGCAGGAGACUGCUGGUUCCUGGCAGCACUGGGCUCCUUGACUCAGAACCCACAGCGUCUGCAGAAGAUCCUGAUGGGCCAGAGCUUUGCACACCAGUAUGCAGGGAUUUUUCGUUUCUGGUUUUGGCAGUGUGGCCAGUGGGUGGAAGUGGUGGUUGAUGACCGCCUGCCCGUCGUGGACAAUGCCUGCCUCUUUGUACAUCCUCGAAAAGACAACCAGGAAUUCUGGCCCUGCCUGCUAGAGAAAGCCUAUGCCAAGCUGCGGGGAUCCUAUUCCCACCUGCACUAUGGCUACCUCCCAGACGCCCUGGUGGACCUCACGGGGGGCGUGGUCAGCAGCAUCGCCCUGCACUCCUCCCCAUCCCAGCUGCUGACAGUGGUGAGGACAGCAGCCACGGAAGGCUCCCUGAUGACCUGUGCCACCCCCAGUGGGCCCACAGAUGAGGCAGAGGUGAUGGUGAAUGGGCUGGUGACUCAGCACGCCUACACCGUGACCAGGGCUGAGCAGAUUCAGUACAGAAGGGGCUGGGAAGAAAUUAUCUGCCUGUGGAACCCCUGGGGCAACACCGAAUGGAGAGGGCGCUGGAGUGACAGGUCUCGGGAGUGGCAGGAAACCAGUGACCCAUGGAAAAGCCAGCUCCAUAAGAACAAGGAAGAUGGCGAGUUUUGGAUGUCAUGUCAAGAUUUCCAAGAGAACUUCUCCUGCCUGUUUAUAUGUGCCCAAAUUCCAAUCACCCUGGACCGUGGAAACAACGUGCUCCAUGAAAGAUGGUCCUCAAUGAUGUUUAGAAACCAAGUCAUCCGAGGAAACAAUGUAGGAGGACCUCAGAGUGAUGCUCAUUACCCCUUCUCUGUGCAAGAGCACACUGAAGGCACCAAUGUUGUCGUGUCUUUCACGGUGGCUGGCAUGCCAUCAGGUGAGAAAGCAGAAGAUGAGAAAUUCCCACUGAACUUCCAGGUGUUCAAGGUUGACUUCCAGUUCCAGCGGUUCGGGGAGAGACUGCCGUCCACAUUCUUUUCCCCAUUCAGAAAUGCCGCCCAGGGCAUAAAUUGUAAAACCAAGUGCAACUUCACAAAAUCCUUCCACCUGAGCCCCGGGAACUAUGUCGUGGUCCCCUCAGCACGGAGAGGUGCAGCUGAGUUCUUGCUCCGAAUCUUCCUGAAAACGCCUGAUGGUGACAGGAGCCUGAGCAGCAAUUUCAGCCUGAAAGCACUACAGGAAAGCCUUGCAGAACCUGGUUCCCAGGAAAGCAUUUUCUACAGAUACGCUCAGCAGAGGGCGGACAUUGAUGCCACCCAGCUUCAGAGCCUUCUCAACCAGGAACUCCUGACAGGAUCCCUGGGGGACACAUUCUCCUUGGACGAGUGCCGCAGCAUUGUGGCUCUGAUGGACCUGCAAGUGAAUGGGCGGCUCAACCAGGAGGAGUUCACACGACUGUGGAGGCGCCUCGUCCGCUGCCAGCAUGUUUUCCAGAACAUCCAGAAGAGCCCCGGAGUUCUCCUGAGCUCAGACCUGUGGAAGGCUGUAGAGAACACAGACUUUCUUGCAGGGAUCUCCAUCAGCACUGAGCUGCUGGACCUCGUGACCCUCCGGUACAGCAACAGCGCUGGCAGGGUCAGCUUUCCCAGCCUGGUGUGCCUCCUGAUGCGGCUAGAAGCCAUGGCAAAGACUUUCCAUAACCUCUCUAAGGAUGGAAAAGGACUCUACCUGACAGAGAUGGAGUGGAUGACCCUGGUCAUGUACAACUGAGGCAAGACGUAGAGCUGACCCCACAGUUCAGAGAAAUUUUUUUGGAGAUUCCUGGCUAGACUUUGGAUUCAACACUGAUAUCACGGGGCAGAUGAGACUGUCAGAAGUUUGAACCAGACUCUCCUGUGCAGGUUGAGCUGAGAGGUGGGAGUCUGGAUGUGCCUCUGGAGAUGCCCAUACUCCCAGCACCCCUGCCAAACAUGUCCCUGGCGGUUACCAGGUGCCUUAACUUGCCAGGGUGUCCAGGCUUCUGGAGCUGGCUCUGGAAGAGAAAUGGUUCCAGCUAGGGAAUUGACAUGGAAACUCCAACAGCACAAAUGAAGGAGGAGGAAGAGUAGGAAUCCAGGGAAGAGAAGACCCAACACUCUAUAAGCAAAAAAGUCCGAGAACCAGAGCUGCAGCGAAAGAAGAGAGUGAGCAACUCCAAGGGGAGCAGGAGGAGUGACCUUUAGGAAAAACGGAACCCGUAGUUUAUCAGAUUGCUUAAUUAUAGGAAAAGGAGUGUUUAUAGAGGUUUGGAAAUUCUACUGGGGAGACUUAGAAGAGUUAUUAGGAUAAUCACUGAGACUAAGCAGACAAAAAAAAAAUGAGGUAAUUAUUAACUUCUAGGAGAAUAGAGAGUUAUAGAAGAAAGGAAAUGUGAUCCUAGAGUAUUUCUCCAUUCAGCAGGGAACAGCACACAUGUAAGUGUAAUAAAAUAAAAACUGAAUAUCGAUUUAACAAAAAAAUGAUAUACUACAUUAGAAGAAUGAAGAGAAAGAAGAUAGAGGCAUGCAAGCAGGUUUAGAGCACCCAGCCCCGUGCUCCGUUAUAAGAAGCCAAUAAGCAUUUAAAAUGGACAAGUCAAGGAAUGACUGCCUAAGCAUAUUGUUUAGAAA